AUGAAUUCGGUGGCUGGAAAUAAAGAGCGAAUUGCAGUCACAACGCGGAGCAGAAAAUACGGGGACCCAGGCUUCUCUUCAGUGAUUCACGACAAACUCCAAGUUCCCAAUACCAUUCGGAAGGCGUGGAAUGAGAAGGACAACAGAUGUGACGUUUGUGCUACCCACCUGAACCAGCUGAAGCAAGAGGCCAUUCAGAUGGUGCUGACAUUAGAGCACGCUGCCAACUCUGAACAUUACGAUGCCUCGCCAGGCUCCCCGCCACCCCUCUCCAACAUCCCCACUUUAGUGGGCUCCCGGCACAUGGGCAGCCUGCAGCCCAGGGACUGGGCAUACGUGCCUGCUCCUUAUGCUACAUCUAAUUAUACAGGCUUUGUGGCCAACAAGCACAGUGGGAAACCCAACAGUCUAGGAAUUGUCAAUGGGGUGGAGAAGAAAAAUGGCUCUCCUGGACACCAAGCCAAGGUCAGCUUUCAAGUGGCCACCAGCCCCAGCAAUGGUAAUGUUCUCAACUCUGUGGCUAUCCAGGCUCAUCAGUACCUUGACGGCACCUGGUCAUUGUCAAGAACAAAUGGCGUCACUCUGUAUCCCUACCAAAUCUCUCAGCUUAUGACAGAGACUAGUCGAGAGGGCCUGACUGAAGCAGCAUUGAACCGCUACAAUGCAGAUAAACCCUCCUUGUACAGCUUCCCUGGUUCCCAGAGCACAUAUGUUGCUAGCGAUGUAUCCACAGGCACCUCAGUGGCAGCAUCAUUUUUUGCCAGAGCUGCUCAGAAAUUAAACCUGUCUUCCAAAAAGAAGAAGCAUAGGCCUUCUGCAUCAUCUGUUCCUGAGUCUCCUCUCUUCUCCACCAGCUUCGGCAGUAUCCUUCAGACCUCCCCACCCCCUGCACCACCAUGUUUGUUGAGGGCAGUCAGCAAGGUGAAGGACACCCCCGGUGUGGGCAAGGUCAAAGUCAUGGUGCGCAUUUCUUCCACGCUUGCCAGAGACACGUCGGAGUCCAGCUCUUUCUUAAAGGUUGAUCCUCGUAAGAAGCAAAUCACGCUGUAUGACCCAUUGACCUGUGGAGGUCAGAACACCUUCCAAAAAAGGGGCAACCAGGUCCCACCUAAGAUGUUUGCCUUUGAUGCAGUUUUCCCCCAAGAUGCAUCACAGGCUGAAGUAUGUGCUGGGACUGUGGCUGAGGUGAUCCAGUCAGUGGUCAAUGGGGCGGAUGGCUGUGUGUUCUGCUUUGGCCAUGCCAAACUUGGAAAGUCAUACACCAUGAUCGGAAAGGAUGAUUCCAUGCAGAACCUCGGCAUAAUCCCUUGUGCCAUCUCCUGGCUCUUCAAGCUGAUUAAUGAGCGCAAAGAGAAGACAGGAGCCCGCUUUUCGGUCCGAAUUUCUGCAGUGGAAGUGUGGGGGAAAGAAGAAAAUCUUAGAGACCUGUUGUCAGAAGUGGCUACAGGCAGCCUGCAAGAUGGUCAGUCCCCAGGCGUCUACCUUUGUGAGGACCCCAUUUGCGGCAUGCAGCUUCAGAAUCAGAGUGAGCUCCGGGCCCCAACUGCGGAGAAGGCUGCUUUCUUCCUCGACGCAGCUAUUGCUUCCCGUCGCAGCAGCCAGCGAGACUGCGAUGAGGAGGAUCACCGCAACUCUCACAUGCUCUUCACUCUGCACAUCUAUCAGUACCGAAUGGAGAAGAGUGGCAAAGGCGGAAUGUCAGGAGGUCGCAGCCGCUUGCACCUGAUUGACCUGGGGAGCUGUGUGAAAGUGCUCAGCAAAAACCGGGAGGGGAGCUCGGGCCUGUGUCUCUCGUUGUCAGCACUGGGCAACGUCAUCCUCGCCCUCGUCAAUGGCAGCAAACACAUCCCAUACAAAGACAGCAAGCUCACCAUGUUGCUUCGGGAGUCCUUGGGGAAUAUGAACUGCCGCACCACAAUGAUAGCUCACAUUUCAGCCGCCGCGGGGAACUAUGCUGAGACGCUGUCCACCAUCCAGAUUGCAUCAAGGGUCCUCAGGAUGAAGAAGAAGAAAACUAAGUACACAUCCAGUUCUUCUGGAGGAGAGAGCUCUUGUGAGGAAGGCAGGAUGCGAAGGCCAACCCAGCUGAGACCUUUCCAUUCUCGAAACACUGUUGACCCAGACUUCCCUAUUUUACAUCUAUCAAGCGAUCCUGAUUAUUCAUCCAGCAGUGAACAGUCCUGUGACACAGUGAUUUACGUUGGCCCCAAUGGCACUGCCCUUUCUGAUAAGGAACUGACAGAUAAUGAGGGUCCCCCUGACUUUGUUCCCAUAGUUCCUGCGCUGCAGAAGAGCAAAAAUGAGGGCAAGUUAGAGGAGGUUUGUGAAUCAGGACCCAGCACAUCGGAAAGAGACUGCCUGAAGUGCAACACCUUUGCAGAGCUCCAGGAGAGGCUAGAUUGCAUAGACGGCAGUGAAGAGACCGACAAAUUUCCCUUUGAAGAGAUGCCUGCUCAAUUUAGCUCAGACCAGAUGUCUAAGUGCUCUGUCUCAAGCCAACUGGCAGAGCUUAGUCACUUGCCGGAGUCAGAUAAGGAAGAUACCAUACCAGAAUGUCAGUAUCCUGAGAGAGAAGCCAAGGAAAAUAUAAAUGCAACACCCAGCAAAACUAAGAGAAAUCACUCCCCUGUUCCUUCUGGAGCUCUCACUAAUGUUUCAACUCCUUCUUCUCCAAGGAGCGUAACUGGCAGCUCUAGUAAAGAGCUUAGCUCUUCCCAGUUAGCACACAGCACAAGCUUGCAGAGCAGCAGAGAAGGUCUCAACACCUGUGGCUUUGUGGAAGGCAAACCUAGGCCAAUGGGUUCGCCCCGGCUUGGCAUUGCAAGCCUCUCCAAGACAUCUGAGUACAAGCCACCAACCUCUCCUUCCCAGAGAUGCAAGGUCUAUACACAGAAAGGAGUCUUGCCCAGCCCCACUCCCCCACCAGCUCCCUUGAGUAAGGAUGCUGGGGUGAUGUCCAGUGAAUCCUCACUGCAGCCAGAAAUCCGGACCCCUCCUGUAGGAAUGAGCCCACAAAUCAUGAAGAAGUCAGUGUGCUCCAGCAAUGGGGAAUUUGAAGAGACCAUUCUUGACGAAGAUCAGCAACAAAACAUUUCACCAGAAUCCAGGAAGGAGACUUUAAGCACCACCAUGGUGACUGUGCAACAGCCAUUAGAGCUGAAUGGAGAGGAUGAGCUGGUGUUCACCCUCGUAGAAGAACUAACCAUUAGUGGGGUCCUUGACAAUGGGCGCCCAACCAGUAUCAUCAGUUUUAACAGUGACUGCUCUGUGCAGGCUUUGGCCUCUGGGUCUAGGCCAGUCAGUAUUAUCAGCAGCAUCAGUGAAGACCUUGAAUGUUACUCCAGUGCAGCUCCUGUGUCUGAGGUCAGCAUCACACAGUUCCUUCCACUGCCAAAAUUGGGACUAGAUGACAAAUCCCAGGAUGAUGGCAGCAGGCGCUCAUCCAUCAGCUCAUGGUUGAGUGAAAUGAGCACAGGGAGUGACGGUGAACAGUCGUGCCACAGUUUCAUAGCCCAGGCUUGCUAUGGUCAUGGGGAAGCAAUGGCAGAGCCUCCUGUCUCUGAGUUUGCAAGCACCGUACAAAGUGCUAGCGUGAUUUGUGUAAAUGACAAACAGAAGCCAGUAGCUGACAACAUGCUCAUACUGUCAGAAAUGGGUGAGGAAGCUUUCGGCAAAGUGCCACCCAUCAAAGGCUGUAAAAUAUCAGCUGUAGGGAAAACGACUGUCACAAUCAAAAACACUGCAAGCCUCAGCAGCUGUGAGGGCUACAUCCCAAUGAAGACAAACAUUACCGUUUAUCCCUGUAUUGCUGUUAAUCCUUUUAAAGCACAAGACACCGAUGAUGCUGUAUCGGCAGUAACUACAGACUCAAAAGUUGCUCAUCCCCAUGAAGGGAAGGAAUCCAGUGCUAAAAAGGAUCCCAAAUUUGAAGACCCUUGGCUAAAGAGAGAAGAAGAUGUAAAAAAGGACAGCUCGGGGAGCAGUGAUGGGCCAAAGCCUGACACGGCCACAGUUUCAGCCAAGCCUGAGCAAAGCACAAAGCAGACCUCAGUGGACAGGUUUAGCAGCAGCAGCAGUGGGGACACCUCUAUCUCCCCAGGAUCUGACAGUCUAAAGAGGAUCGUGGAUGGGUGUGAGAUGGCAGCUUCGGGCUCUGCAACCCAAAGCCCUGUUCAUUCCACUGACAGCUUGAAGAACAGUAGUCUCCCUCGAGGGCUCCCGAAGGCAAGCAAGCCGGAGGAGCCUGAAGGUGUUCUCCAUCCUACUGCCACUGACAACAGCAGCAUCAGCUCUUCUGCCCUUCCCCAGUUUUCUAAGGCUAGCCUAGACAAAAAAAUGGCCUCUCCCAAACACUGUGUCCUCACUCGUCCCAAAGGGACCCCUCCUCUGCCUCCGGUGAGAAAGUCAAGCUUGGAUCAGAGGAACAGAGCCAGCCCCCAACACAGUGCCGCCAGCAGCACCACAAGUAGUCCCUCCAGCCAGCCUGUGUCUUUCCUGGCAAGCUUUCCUGAUGAGCUGAAUGGCAAACAGAAGGGCCCUGGCAUUGACAGCAGCAGCAGCAGCAACAGCAGCAGCAAGUUAUUUAGUGCCAAACUUGAGCAGCUUGCCAGCAGGACCAACUCCCUUGGGAGGGCCACAGGAAGCCACUAUGAGUGUUUGUCACUGGAAAGAGCAGAAAGCCUGUCCUCAGUGAGCUCCAAAAUGAGCCCUGGCAAAGACACUACCAUGCCUAGGGCUGGAAGGAGCCUCAGCCGCAGUGUCAUGUCCUCACCAACCAACUCGGGCCUCUCGCAGUCUGCAGGUGCCUCCCCAAAAGCCAGUCAAUCUAAGAUCUCUGCAGUCAGCAAGCUCCUGUUGGCAAGUCCCAAGGCCCGAAGCCUGUCUGCCUCUGCCACCAAAACACUCAGCUUUUCCACCAAGUCUCUGCCUCAGUCCAUAGUGCAGAGUUCCAAUUUGCCUCCGAGUGGGAAGAGCAUGUCCUGGUCAACACAAUCCCUCAGCAGAAACCGAGGCUCCAAUCUUGCUUCCAAAUUGCCUCUUCGAGCUGUCAAUGGACGCAUUUCAGAGCUACUCCAAGGGAGCACAAGUGCUAGAGCUUUACAGCUGCGUGGAAACUCCGAGGCAGAUGAGCGUGGGGGCCUUCAUGGAGAGGAGAAACCAGCUAUUCACAUGCUGCCUUCACCUUACAGCAAGAUCACCCCUCCUCGGAAACCUCACCGCUGUAGCAGUGGCCAUGGAAGUGACAACAGCAGUGUCCUGAGUGGGGAGCUGCCCCCAGCCAUGGGGAAAACUGCUCUUUUCUACCACAGUGGGGGAAGCAGUGGCUAUGAGAGCAUGAUGAGAGACAGCGAAGCAACAGGGAGCGCUUCUUCAGCGCAAGACUCUAUGAGUGAGAAUAGCAGCUCUGCUAGUGGGAGGUGCCGAAGUCUCAAAAAUCCAAAGAAGCGAUCAAAUGCAGGUUCACAGAGACGGAGGAUUAUUCCAGCUUUAUCACUUGAUACAGCUUCCCCAGCCAGGAAGCCUGCCAAUAGCCCUGGGAUCCGCUGGGUGGAUGGACCUCUGAGAAGUGGACAGAGGGGGCUGGGUGAGCCCUUUGAGAUCAAAGUCUAUGAGAUAGAUGAUGUGGAGCGACUUCAACGGCGACGAGGUGGGGACAGCAAGGAGGUGAUGUGUUUCAAUGCCAAGCUGAAAAUCCUGGAGCAUCGCCAGCAGAGAAUUGCUGAGGUCAAGGCCAAGUAUGAGUGGUUAAUGAGAGAACUGGAGGUGACCAAACAGUACCUGAUGCUGGAUCCGAAUAAAUGGCUCAGUGAAUUUGACCUGGAGCAGGUAUUUGAGCUGGAUUCUCUGGAAUACCUAGAGGCCCUGGAAUGUGUGACCGAACGUUUGGAAAAUCGUGUCAACUUCUGUAAGGCCCACCUCAUGAUGAUCACCUGUUUUGACAUCACUUCUAGACGCCGAUAGAGAACGAACCUCAAGAGAAUUUCAACACAAAUCUCUGCCAUCCUCCUUUUUCCUUCUGAUUAGCAUCCCAAAGACAACAGAAUGAGGAUGAAGGUUUGAGUCAAGUCUCAGUUGUGUGUAUGAGAGAUUUGCUUUAUUAUUCUGAAGAGCAGUUUAAAAAAAAAAAAAAAAAGGAUGAGCAUGAAAAAAUGGAGAUACAAGGAUGUUGAUUCUCUUAGAGUAAAAGAGCACUUUGAGGAACCUUUAAGGAUAUGUCUGUAAAUAAACUGCUGGCAGAAGAGAUUUCUUUCCCAAAAAAAACGAGCUGAGGGAGGAGGAAAGGUGGUUGUAGGACUUCCACUGAGAGGUUCAUUAAAAAAAAAAAAAAAACCUACCCAGAAAGACUGCUUAAGUGCCUUGCAAAUCUUUAUUAUCCAAACAUUUAUGUUCAUACUUUCUUGUGUACAGAUGGUGCUAGUCGAGAAAAGAAAAAGGAAAAAACAAACACACUUUUGAAAUGUAUUUACGGCUUGUUUUUCUCUUGGUGUUUUCUCCUAUUUCAGACUUGCUGUUUCUAAGUAACUUGUGUUUGUAGAGAUAUUUCCUAAUCAGUACAACAUAUGAAUAAAUGUUAACUGUCCUUUAUUGUUACCAGAGUAAGGCCACUCAAAGAGAAAUUUAACUUUCCCAGAUGACCUCAGAAAUGUUCGUAGCUGUGAGGGAGGUCUGAUUAUGUGCUCUUCUGUACUAUUUUAUAUUGGAGGACACAAAAAUUUUCCCAACCUGUAGAUUCUGCAAUGUAUGAGAGAAGCGAGGGGAGAUUACUCUAAAGUGAGUCUCUUUUCCAUUUGAUCCAUCCCCAUGAUUUGUUUUCUUUUUCAUCUGUUUUUAGCUUUGUACUAGCUAGAGUUCUGGAUGAGAGGGCACUUUUAUCCUAGCCCUUUCUCUGGUGCUAAUAACUUGCUAGAAAAUUACUCUUUAGGCUGAGGGUUCCCAUGCUAUCAGUCCAAAAAUGAGUGAUUUAUUCUUUCUUUCUUUCUUGAGAAUAUGACUGAUAACAUUUAAUUUUACCUGUUUUUGACUAAUACCACUUCAAAACAUGUUUCAGCAGCUUUUGUUCCCUGUCCCAGUCUGUCCAUAGUCAUAGCCAUAUGAGAAGUGCAUGCUCUGUUCAGUUCUAGCUAGUCCAGAAAUAAACGUGGAAUGUGAGUGAGUGGACACGGCACAUCAGGCACCUUGGCUGUGACAGUUCCCUUAUCAACCCUGUCUUAUUGAAGCCAUGGCAAAAUUCUCCUUAGCGUCAAAAGUGCAAGGUUCUGGGCCUUGAUGCACAUCCAGAUGUUCUUGUUUGUGUCUUUAUCUAUGUAACAAACAGUAUGUGGGAAGAACAUCCUUUGUGUUACGUAAAGAAAUGUGUGAAAUUUGCGUUCCUAUUGUGUGUGAGCAUACACAAUUAUUUUGUGGUGUGGGUUUCUUCUUCUUUUAUAUUGCAGUAAGCCCAUUCACAAAAAUUCCUCUCUCAUACACGUGUGCAACCCUGUUGCUUAUGUGAAACUAAAAGAGCAUCAUUUAACACAUAUUCAAUGUGCAUCAAUUUACUAUUCUUAAACACAGCUCUUGCUUUACCUGCAGCACCACAUUAAUGCCAUAUUACAAUAUCCCAAGCUGCAACUCCCAGUGGAAAAAAAUACGAAAAUACUGUUAGGUUCUUCUAGUGGUUACCUGGAAAACAUGCAAAAUCAGAUAGAAAUAACUUUUAUAUAGUUUUAUUUUAAUACCCUAAAAUACAUAAUAACAAAUCUUAUUUCUUCUAUCAAUCAGCCUUGUCACUGGAUUUUGUAGAAGAUCCAUUAUAUGUGUUAUAGGAUUAUUUGGCAGGGGAAGGAAAAAGUCCCAUAUGAAAGUUGUUUUCUGUUCCAUUCUACAGUAUUUUCCUGUCAGGAAACUUGCUCAUAUUCCAGGUCAGUAUUAAAAGACAUAGGUCUGCUCUCCCUUCCCUUCCCUCUCAAGGCAAAAAAAAAUUAUUUUUAUUUUUCAAGGAAUAUAUUUCUCUAGAUUUGUUUCUUCUUGCAAUGAUUUCAAUGGACUUGGUUGUAUGUCAAUUCUGUUGAGCCCAUCUCUUCGCCACAGAGCCCCAUGAAUUUAAUAGAUAGCUGCACAGAGCCACGGGAAUUGCCAGUGGAGUUUGAUGGUGGCUGAAGAUCUAGCAUCCUUGGGGUACAGAGUCCAUCCUUCUUUGUGGGCUUAGUCCCCUGGAGCCCCAGGUACACAACCGUCGAGUCACACACCCGCAAGGGAGAGGCUCACAGCAGCUGGCUCCCAUCUCUCACUUGCCUGCGU
This is a messenger RNA of Struthio camelus australis, 8280 nucleotides long. NCBI's taxonomy places the organism in Eukaryota, Metazoa, Chordata, Aves, Struthioniformes, Struthionidae. The record is from RefSeq and is a predicted model, not a curated record.